Aphanomyces astaci is the source of this 1066-nucleotide messenger RNA. RefSeq lists its product as hypothetical. Lineage: Eukaryota; Oomycota; Saprolegniomycetes; Saprolegniales; Verrucalvaceae. The record is from RefSeq and is a predicted model, not a curated record. The transcript has 6 exons. The coding region runs from base 1 to 1029 and encodes 342 amino acids.
AUGACAGAAACGACAAGUCGGAGCAAAGUGAAGCCAAGGUCAGCUUCCUCCGCCCAUCGACGCCAUAGUCGAAGCAGUCACUCGGACGAAGACACCAAGUCGUCGUUGUCGUCACCAACGUCCACUACCGCCACCACCACGACAACGUCCCACGACAUCCAGGGCCACUUCAAGCAAUUCGCGUCCAAACCAAGGAAUCUUUUAUACGUCGACUACCUGGAACAGAAGUCCGACUCGGACUUCGUUCGCACCCUCAAAUCCAUUGACGAAGCCUCGGUAUGCCCGACCCUUCGCCGGGGCAGCUACCUCGUCCAAGCCAUCAACCCCGCCACGACCGCCACCACAAACUCUUGUCGAGGGCCGCUUCGCGACGGCAACCCCCCUCAACCUUCCGCGGGGGCUGCCUCUGCGGCCAAGACGUGUGUUCCUCUUGUUCGACCACCGAUCGUGGACGUUCGGGUGUGUGUGGCGUGCGCGGACUCGAUCAACCAGGACAACCCAAAGGCCUCGUCUAUUGAAUGCACCCCCGCCGCAGCAGCCGUUUUGCUACCGCCGGCGCUUGUCAAAGCACUGUCGAGCCCGGCAUCAUUCGCGCUUCCCCCAUCGCCGCCUGUGUCCUCCAACUACCAUGGCCACCCCCUCCCUCCCCUGAUCCCCAAGUCCACCGUCCGUCGCCUUCCCUUGCCGCAAUCAGACACGUCGUGGAGCGAUCGUGGCAUUGCGGCGCCUAUCGCAGAUGACGGCUCAGCACAUGGGCUGCGAGUGUGCUGCGGCGACCAAGUGGUGGCGUUGGCCGAAGUACAAGCCCUCGACGAGCAGCCGUGUGUGUUUGUGGUCUUGAAUAUGCACGAGCGGACGAUCGGUUUGCAGACGCCCCGGGUCGAGUCAGACCCGACGCCGCGCACCGACCUACUGAACGUCCACCAUGACUUGAUUAUGCUCGAGUUCCACCACACCGUGUUGAAAUUGCUACUUGCCGACGAAACAACCAAACAUCAUUGUACCCCCCAACGUCGCACAACAUUGUAAGAUCAAGGGUAUCGUUAUAUACUGUAAUAUGUUGGCA